GAACUUCUCAGCCGGAGAACGAGGUCGAAAGAGUUUUAAGUUUGUCCUGACAGCAUCUAAUCAGGAUGUUUGUUCUCAUCUUGGCGACUUUGCUUUUUUCUCUGAGAGGCAGAAAUGCAGACACAGGAGCAUCAGUGGAGAAAAGAGCACGCUGUCAAAGUGGAUUCUGUAUCACUCUUAAUGAAGGAGAGACAACAGCAGAGGCUGGACUCUGUGUUGUGAUACCGUGUUCUUUCACCACUAGUUAUGGCUUCACACCCCAAAACAUAGUUUGGUACAAAUGUGAACAAUCUAAACGAAGAUGUGUUGAUUCAGACGUGAUAUUCCACACUAACAAGAAUAACAGAAAAGUUCAGUCUGGGUUUGAAGGACGAGUGUCACUAUUGGAGCCGGACGUGAGUCAGAAGAACUGCAGCAUCAUCAUCAGUGACCUCACUGAGUCAGACUCUGGAUCAUAUCAGCUCAGAGUUAAUGGUAACAACCAGCAUAAGACGAAAGAAGGAUUUACAUUCUCUCCAAGAGCAACUGUCUCUGUUACAGAUCUGAUCCAGAAGCCCACAGUUAUGGUUCCUCCACUAACAGAGGGACAGCAGACCACACUGACCUGCACUGCUCCUGGUCUCUGCUCUGGAUCUGAUCCUGAAAUCACCUGGCUGUGGAGAGGACCAGGACAGAACGACUCUCACAUCACAGGAAACAUCACUGCUUUCAAGACUGAGAAUCUGACUGCUGUCACACAAAGACACAGCUCAACUUUGAUGUUUAACUCUUCAGCUGAACACCACGGCACCAAUGUCACCUGCAGGGUCAGGUUCACAAACAACAUCACUACAGAGGAGACAGUGACUCUGAAUGUGACCUAUAUGAAGAAACCUGUAAUCACUGGGAAUACGAUUGUUAAGGAGGGAGAUGCUCUGAAUCUGACCUGCAGUGUUGAAAGUUUCCCUCCAUCUCAUAUCACAUGGACUGUACUUGGUUCCAACACAACCCUGAAAAUUGGACCUGAGACUGGCCUGCAGAACGACACUGGAUCAGUCACACUUGUCAUCCAUAAUGCGACUGUAGAACAUUCUGGACAGUACAUCUGUACAGCAAAACACCUGGACACGACUCUGACUGUAAAUGCUGAUAUAACUGUGACUUAUAUGAAGAAACCUGUAAUCACUGGGAAUAGGACUGUUGAGGAGGGAGAUGCUCUGAAUCUGACCUGCAGUGUUGAAAGUUUCCCUCCAUCUCAGAUCACAUGGACUGUACUUGGUUCCAACACAACCCUGAAAAUUGGACCUGAGACUGGCCUGCAGAACGACACUGGAUCAGCCACACUUGUCAUCCAUAAUGUGACUGUAGAACAUUCUGGACAGUACAUCUGUACAGCAAAACACCUGGACACGACUCUGACUGUAAAUGCUGAUAUAACUGUGACUUUGUUUCCAAAGAUCCUGAACAGCUCUGGAUGCAGAAAUCAGUCAGAGGUUCUGACCUGUAUGUGUAUCAGUGAGGGGUUUCCUUUACCCACCAUUAAAUGGCCGCUGUUGAAGGACCACACUGAAUACUCUGUUAUUACCACUGUGUCCAAACACACAGUCAACAGCACCAUCACCCUAAAAUCAAAUGACCACAACAGCACUGUUGUUCAGUGUGUCAGCAGCAAUGAGGCAAGCAGGGAGGCAAAAGAGAACUUCACCAUCCGAAUAAACGCAUCCGAACAAGAGGAUCAAUCCAGCAAACUAUCAAAAAUGGUUUCAUGGCUGGAAAUCAUCAUUGCCUUUUUGAUUGGGGUACUCUUUUCAGCAGCCCUUUGCUCUUUGGCAAAGAAAUGCCAAAGAAAGAAACUGAGCUCUGUAAAUCUGGAUGAGACUCUGCAGAUGGUGACUAGUCAAGAGGAUCCUUUGAUAGAUCCUUGUCAAGCACUGGAAGAUGACCAGACCUACUACCAAGAGGCAGCUGAAGUAGGAGAAGAUGUAACAGCAGAAAAAGCAGCCCCUGAUCUUGAUGGUGGAGCAAAAGAUGUGGAGUACGCCAGCAUCGAUUUCUCUGUGUUGAAAAGAAAGAGUCCCAGGGAGGCAACAAAGAAGCAAGAGACCACCGAGACAGAAUACGCUGAAAUUAAGAAACAAGUAAAAGAGGACAGAGAAGACGACGACAGAGAGGACGGUGAAGUAUUGGAGGACAAAGAGGAGGAGGCGAUGAUAGUGGAGGAUGAGGAGUCAAAACAUUGUGUCUCAGAAGACGAGGACAUGGCGGUGUACUCCAACGUGAAGGAUAUAAUGGGUGAGAUUUAAAGACUGUGUUGGAUUGUGGAGUUGCUUAAGGAUAAAGUUUCUUUGCUCUCAUCAGAUGUAACAGAUUGAAGUAAUGGACUGAUGGAUUGUUAUUCUGGUGAAUGAAUGGCAGUCUUGUGAACCGUUUCUACCACAAGCUGUGAUCUUCAAAUGCUAAAUUCAGUCUGUGAGAAUCUGAAGUGAGAGAGAGACUUCACACCGUCUACAUGUUAGGGGCUGUUCAAAUCUAUUCAUUCAACUGAGGGUGGAUUGAAAGUUGGACAGAAUUUCCAUUUUAUUCAAAUGUUAUUUUGCUUCUAUGUGUUCACUUUUCAUAAACCUUCCAAAUAAAUGUACCCAAAUCCA
Molecule: messenger RNA, 2627 nt
Organism: Micropterus dolomieu (smallmouth bass)
Lineage: Eukaryota; Metazoa; Chordata; Actinopteri; Centrarchiformes; Centrarchidae
Product: sialic acid-binding Ig-like lectin 10
Exons: 10
Coding region: 66-2282 (738 amino acids)
Source: RefSeq, a predicted model, not a curated record